CUCGGAGGACGGUAUUAAAAGCCGGACGCUUCCGGUGCAGGGGAGCUGUGGCGGGGCUUGCUGGGAUCAUGGCGGAGAAUCAUUGCGAGCUCCUGCCGCCGGCUCGGGGCGGCCUCGGGGCGGGGCUGGGGGGCGGCCUGUGCCGCCGCUGCAGCGCGGGGCUAGGCGCCCUGGCCCAGCGACCCGGCAGCGUGUCCAAGUGGGUCCGGCUCAACGUCGGCGGCACCUACUUCCUCACCACUCGGCAGACGCUGUGUCGGGACCCGAAAUCCUUCCUGUACCGCUUGUGCCAGGCCGACCCCGACUUGGACUCGGACAAGGAUGAAACCGGUGCCUAUUUAAUCGACAGAGACCCCACCUAUUUUGGGCCUGUGCUGAACUACCUGAGACAUGGCAAGCUGGUGAUUAACAAAGACCUUGCAGAGGAAGGAGUGUUGGAGGAAGCAGAAUUUUAUAAUAUCACCUCAUUAAUAAAACUUGUAAAGGACAAAAUUAGAGAACGAGACAGCAAAACGUCACAGGUGCCCGUGAAGCAUGUGUACCGCGUGCUUCAGUGCCAGGAGGAGGAGCUCACGCAGAUGGUGUCCACCAUGUCCGACGGCUGGAAGUUUGAACAGCUGGUCAGCAUCGGCUCCUCUUACAACUAUGGAAACGAAGACCAAGCCGAAUUCCUCUGUGUGGUGUCCAAGGAGCUGCACAACACCCCGUACGGUACGGCCAGCGAGCCCAGUGAGAAGGCCAAGAUUUUGCAAGAACGAGGUUCAAGAAUGUGAGGGACACAGUAUUGACAGCUGAAGAAAUGAUUUACUUUUUCCCAAGAAGCAAUGAACCGCCAUGUCCAGGAAGCUUGGCUGUGAGAAGAAACCUGCUUUUGAUCAUUUUUCUAGAGAUCUGGGUGUGAAUCCUUUUUUGCCUCUGAGGUGGGUGGUGAGAGACGGCCCAGCUGUCCGAAGCCAGACGUCCCCAAGUUAGGGGAGCGCAGCGGCUGGGUGGGCGCUGCCUCUGGUGGGGGCCUCGCUCUGUUUUUUCCAAGUGCCACGUGCGACUGAGGCAGACGCUCCCAGUCAGGUCAGCCUGCUCGAUCCUGAAGAUCGUGUGAAGGAAGCGUUCUUGGUGCUACACACACAGUCUGGAAAAGCAGCCUGGGCUUCACUGGCAGGCGGCGGCCGCAGCCUAGUCAGUGUCCAGCGCGUCGUGGCCUCCGGUCCGGCCGCCAGGCCCUAGUCUCAGUCAGGGAGUGUGCUCUGCCUCCCGGGCGGGACCGCUGGUUUCUCUCAACCUCGCAGAGCUCCUGACAAAGGCGGCGGCUUCGUCGUCACUGCUUCCCAGCACCGUUCCGAGGCCGGGCCUCCUUCCGACACAGGCUCCAGCCCUGCCUGACCAAGCCCGGGACAGUCAAGGCUUCUCGAUUUGUAUUUUCCAGGCGAGAGAACUUUGUGCCCCUUUUCCGUGUGGAUAGACUCCCCAGUGUUUCUACUCUGGAAACGCCCGCAGGGUUUGCUGCGCGGAGAUGGAUCUGUUCUACCCGUUAGCGUGAGGCGGCCGUGUCGCCUCAGCCUCCCACUGCAGGCCCGCGGGGAGCUGGUGCCCGUCAGUGCCUUGUAGCGCCUGGCAUAGAGGUUGGGCUGGAGGCCUGUGUGCUGGCUUCUGGAGCUGAAGGUCUGGGUCACGGUGAAAACCCGGGAUGUUUACAGAGCAUCACAAAUGCCUCUCCCUCGCCGCUCUCUCGUUUUCUUUGUAUAACUAUGCAGCCUUCCCUCUCUUUCUGGGACGUUUGGGACUUCACUCGACCUGCACGGGCUCUGCCCACCAUGACUUGGGAGCUGCUGGGAUUCCUUUAGAAACUGCUGCCCGCAUGCUUUGAAAACAGACCUCUCUCAGCUGGCUGUAGGGACCUGUCAGAGUCUGGGGACCUGGCGUGCAGGACCAGCUCCAAGCGCUUUGCUUCUGGAACUCUGGCUUCCCAAGGGGCGCUGUGCAGAGUGACUGCCAGCUGCCUGCGUGCAGGUCAGAGGCGCUGACGCUGUGCAGUGUCCAGUGCUUCCGGACACUUCCUGCCUAGGCUUCAUCCUCUUUGCCAGUCACCUGAUUAACCAGUUCUCCAGCAUUAGGACUUACCUCCUCCUUUUUGUAAGGUCUCUUGUAUGUUGUUAAAUGUUUGGCUUAAACGAUUUAUAAAAGCCUUUCUAGAGGGCAGACUUAGCCACAGCCGACUCUGUCCUCCCCAGCAGAGCCCGGGGUAGGCGGCCACUGGGGAUCCUGGGCGUCCCCUCUGGGGAGCCGCUGGCUGCUUAGCGCUGUUUGAUUUUUGACCUUGACAUAGUAGAUAGGCUUGUGGUUUUUUUUUUAAUUUAAAGAUAUUAAGACUUAAUUCACUAAAAUUUAUUCUAAGGGGAUAUUUAUACUUUUAUACUUUUUUAGGUAUUGUAUUUUAUCAGCUUACAGUUUAAUGCCUAAGUUUCCCCUGGAAAUAGCAAAUAAAAUUGUGUAUUUAUGAA
Saimiri boliviensis boliviensis (Bolivian squirrel monkey) is the source of this 2498-nucleotide messenger RNA. RefSeq names its product potassium channel tetramerization domain containing 5 (gene KCTD5). The record is from RefSeq and is a predicted model, not a curated record. Gene Ontology annotation, cellular component: Cul3-RING ubiquitin ligase complex; cytoplasm. NCBI's taxonomy places the organism in Eukaryota, Metazoa, Chordata, Mammalia, Primates, Cebidae. Gene Ontology annotation, biological process: proteasome-mediated ubiquitin-dependent protein catabolic process; protein homooligomerization. Gene Ontology annotation, molecular function: cullin family protein binding.